AUGGGUCAAUAUAAACAUAGUGUCCUUGAGAAGUUACACUUAAUGAUAGACUGGGAUAAUGAUCAUAAAGGAUAUAUCCAAAUUGAGACUACUGCCCAUAAUAAGAAUCUCACUGCCCACAAUGGUGAAAGAUACAAAAUAUUUUGUAAAACCUUCCUUUUUAAGUCCACUAGUUCUGCAAAGCAGGGUGUUUCUGUAAGCAGAAUCUCCAAUCAAAUAUUCAAACGUACAUAUUUAUGGAUAGAGAAUGUGGAGAAUCUGGAAAGUUACCUAGUACAUGCUGAAAAUAACGAUUUGAACAAUUUUGAAAAUAGGAUUGGAUUGACCUUUCAGUCAAAUAUUUCUAAACUUCAGAGAUUGAAAAAUGGAGAAACAACUGCUAAAUGGGAUCCAUUUGAGAGGUCCUUCACCAAGGGCUCAGUCCUCCAAAAUUACGAGAGCAUUGUCAAUGGGGACAGAAUUGCUCAAGGCAGUGAAUGUGAGAAAAAAUUUCAUCAAGGCUCAAAUGUUAAUAAACAUCUGAGGACUCAUUUUCAAGAGAACCAUUCUGAACAUAUUAAAUGUGGGGAAGUCGUUUAUCAAAGAUCCAACCUUCUAUGUAACAGUAUGCAUAUAAGAGAGAAUCCUUACAAAUUUAAUGAAUGUGAAAGAGAUUUUAACCAGUCCUCCAGUGUUGGUGAUCAUCAGAGAAUUCAUGUGGGAAAAAACCCAUACAGAUACAAUGAUAAGCCUGGGAACAUGUUUAGUCAGUCAUCAGUAAUAUGUAUACAUAAGACAAUCUGUAGUGGAGAGAAACCUUACAAAAGUAAAGAAUGUGGCAAGGCCUUUAAGCAGUGCUCAACCCUUACUCAACAUCACAUAAUUCAUACUAUAGAGAAACCUUAUAAAUGUAAAGAAUGUGGCAAGGCCUUCAACAAGCCCUCAACGCUUACUCAACAUCACAGAAUUCAUACUGGAGAGAAACCUUACAAAUGUAACGAAUGUGGCAAGUCCUUUAUCCAGCAGUCACACCUAACUGUACAUCACAGAAUUCAUACUGGAGAGAAACCUUAUAAAUGUGAAGAAUGUGGCAAGGCCUUUAGCUUUCAGUCAAGCUUUAUGAAACAUCACAGAAUCCAUACUCGAGAGAAACAUUACCAAUCCUUCAGGAAGCAAUCACAACUUACUCAACAUCACAGAAUCCAUACUGGAGAGAAACCUUAUAAAUGUAAAGAAUGUGGCAAGGACUUCAGCUUUCAGUCAAGCUUUAUUCAACAUCACAGAAUUCAUACUGGAGAGAAACCUUAUAAAUGUGAAGAAUGUGGCAAGGCCUUUAACAAGCCCUCGACGCUUACUCAACAUCAUAGAAUUCAUACUGGAGAAAAGCCUUACAAGUGUAAAGAAUGUGGCAAGUCCUUUAUCCAGCAGUCACACCUAACUGUCCAUCACAGAAUUCAUACUGGAGAGAAACCUUACAAAUGUAAAGAGUGUGGCAAGGCCUUUAGCUUUCAGUCAAACUUUAUUCAACAUCACAGAAUCCAUACUCAAGAGAAACGUUACCAGUAUUUGGAAGGACUGGAAUAG
This is a messenger RNA of Leptonychotes weddellii (Weddell seal), 1563 nucleotides long. The record is from RefSeq and is a predicted model, not a curated record. Lineage: Eukaryota; Metazoa; Chordata; Mammalia; Carnivora; Phocidae.